Molecule: messenger RNA, 2205 nt
Organism: Oryza sativa Japonica Group (Japanese rice)
Lineage: Eukaryota; Viridiplantae; Streptophyta; Magnoliopsida; Poales; Poaceae
Product: NAC domain-containing protein 35
Biological process (GO): regulation of DNA-templated transcription
Molecular function (GO): DNA binding
Source: RefSeq, a predicted model, not a curated record
AGUAGCUAAGCCACUGUACGUGCAAGCUAGCGGCACAACACAACCGCCCAUAGCUGUACCGCCGCGCGCGGCGGAGCCGUCCCUUUCCCUCCACCUAUUUAACUCGCGCCUCCAUCGCUUUCCAGUUUCCACCCUCUUCUACCGCUCACCUCCUAGCUCUAGCUUGCCCCAGCUACGACGACGAGGACGCUGUCCGUGUACCACAUGUAUGCGAGCUCGAUCGACCUAUCGAUCUGAGCGAUUCCGAUCGGUUAUAUUAGAGAGAUCAAGCAUCCGAGCUGCUGCUGUGUUGUGGGUACGUAGAUGUAUGUAUAGUAUAGAUACCGCAGCCACCACCACCACUACCACCUCUGCUUUUUCUACCCUCGAUAUAUAUUGUGCUAGAUACUAGCCUCUUAUCCCUUUCUCUCUUCUUCCGCCGCCGCGUCCUCCUCCCCAACUUGAACACUACUACUACUCCCCCACGGCGAGCUCGCGUUCUCCGGGAUCAACUAGCCCUAGCGACGGAUGCAUAUGCGGAGGGGGAGAGCGGCGGGAGGCGAAGGAGAGGCAGCUGCGGUGGUGGUGAUGAACAGGUACGACAACAACGGGCAUGCGGCAGCGGCGGCGGCGGCUGCGGUGGCGGGAGGAGGAGGAGGAGGAGGAGGGAAUAAGGCGGCGGGGGAGGUAGAUGGGCAUGAGGAUGACCUGGUGAUGCCCGGGUUCAGGUUCCACCCGACGGAGGAGGAGCUGAUCGAGUUCUACCUCCGGCGGAAGGUGGAGGGCAAGCGCUUCAACGUCGAGCUCAUCACCUUCCUCGACCUCUACCGCUACGACCCCUGGGAGCUCCCCGCAAUGGCGGCGAUAGGGGAGAAGGAGUGGUUCUUCUACGUGCCUCGGGACAGGAAGUACAGGAACGGGGACCGGCCGAACCGGGUGACGGCGUCGGGGUACUGGAAGGCGACGGGGGCCGACCGGAUGAUCCGAGCCGAGAACAACCGCCCCAUCGGGCUCAAGAAGACGCUUGUCUUCUACUCCGGCAAGGCCCCCAAGGGCGUCCGCAGCAGCUGGAUCAUGAACGAGUAUCGCCUUCCCCCCGCCGACACCGACCGCUACCACAAGACUGAAAUCUCACUAUGCCGCGUGUACAAGCGCACCGGCAUCGACGACGGCCAUGGCCAGGUAUCCACGGCGCGGUCGUCGGCGCACUCCCGCGGCGGCGGCGCGGCACCGGUACAGGACAACAAGCAAGGCUCCUCGUCGACGUCCACGCCGACGCCGCCUCCAACUCCGUCCAAGCUCCACCUCCUCAGCAGCGAGUGCACGUCGCCGCCCGCCAUCGUCACGGACCACGCCGCCAUGGUGGCGCACAAGGCACCGUCGCCGCGGCACCAUCAGCAGCAGCAGCAGCUCCACGCUGCCAAGCCUUGCGGCGGCUACCUGCAGAAUUCCUCGAUGGCUUCCGCUGCCGGCGGCGAUCAGCAGCAGCAAUUUCAGCAAGACUUCGCGGCGGCAUUGUACCAGCAGUACUCCAAGAACACGAGCGGUGCCUUCGCCUCCACGUACUCGCUGCUCAACCUCGUCAACGCGGCAUCCAUGGGCAGCUCCGCCGCUGCCAUUGAUGAGCUGAGCUCGCUGGUGGGCCACGGCACGCCGUCCUACAUUAACCCCGCGGCCGGCAGCCACAACUAUAGUCAAUUCCUUCACCUGCCUACGACGCCGUCGUCGCAUCAACCAACGCCGGCGCCGCUCGGGACGACGACGGCGGCAGCGGCGGCGACGCUGCCGAUGUCGCUCGCCGCCUUCUCCGACAGGAUCUGGGACUGGAAUAAUCCGAUCCCCGAGGCCGGAGGUAGGGAUUACAGCACCAGUACUGGAUUCAAGUGAAUCAGCUAUAGCUACAGUUCAUGCACGCGUGCAUGGCAUUCUGAUCAGAUGGUACCACCAUGUACUACCUCUCUCUCUCUCUCUCUCUCUCUCUCUCUCUCUCUGUGUGUCCCACUCUCUGGUUCACAGUUAUUAAUUCUGAUGAAACGAUCAGAUCGAGUGCGUACGUAUCAGAGUACUAUACCCAUGUUAAUUCUCAAUUAAUCCAUAGAUCAUGCCUUCUAAACUAGUGGUAAGUAUGAUCAGGAGUUCAGGAUAGGUAAUUUGUAUUUCUCUCUGAGUAAUGAUGAACUGCAUAUAAUAACCUUCCCUUGAUCGAUGAGGUCAUAGUCAUAACAA